UAAUAUCUACGCGUCGGUGUUUUUGUUUGAGCCGUUUGACUUCCAGAGAAGGUGUGCUGUAGCUGUUGCUGUGAUGGUGUUGUUUCCGAACUCACUAACGGAGGAAGAGGAGUCUCUACAGAAGAAGUAUGCUAAACUUAAGAAAAAGAAAAAGGCACUUCUUGCACUGAAGAAGCAGAGUUCAACCAACCAAACAAACCAGAGUGGCUUGAAACGGACGCUGUCGGAUCAGCCUGUUGUUGAUACCGCAACAGCGACAGAGCAAGCUAAGAUGCUCAUCAAGUCAGGCGCCAUCAGCGCCAUUAAAUCAGAGACAAAGAACUCCGGCUUCAAACGCUCCCGAAUGCUAGAAAUCAAACUUAAGGACCCAGAAAAAGGUCCGGCUCCUGCCUUCCUACCCUUCCAAAGGAGUGUCUCUAUAGAUGAUGAUCCACAUGAGUCUGGAAAGAGAGGUCAAAUGAAGAGUCUGUAUGAAAGCUUCGUUAGUUCAAGCGACCGAUACCGGGAUGAAGAAGAAGGAGGCGGCUUGUCGUCCAGCCGUGAUGUGGACCGAGAAAGGGACAGAGACAUAGACAGGGAGUGGGAAAGAGACAGAGAUCGGGAUCGAGACCGGGAACGGGAACAGGAUAGAGACAGAGGCCGGGACAGAGACAGAGACAGAGACAGGGAAAGAGAACGAGAAAGACACAGAGAACGAAGCAGAGAGAGAGACAGAGACCAGGACAGGGAGCGGGACAGAGACAGAGACACACCUUUCAGAAGAUCGGACUCGUACCCGGAGCGCAGAGGUGUGCGUAAGGGGAACACGGUGUAUGUUUACGGCUCCGGCCUGGUGGAGGACAGCCUGCGCUCGGCCUUCUCCCAUCAUGGGAACAUCAUCGACCUCUCAAUGGACAACCCGCGCAAUUGUGCAUUUAUCACGUUUGAGAAGAUGGAGUCUGCAGACCAGGCUGUAGCUGAGUUGAAUGGAGCUGUGGUGGGAGACGUUCAUAUCAGAGUCAGCAUUGCCAGGAAGCAGCCCAUGCUGGACGCUGCCACCGGAAAAUCAGUGUGGGCCUCCCUCGCUGUGCAGAACAGCACCAAAGGCUCGUACAGGGAUAAGAGGAACCAAGUGGUCUACAGUGAAGACUUCCUGGAAUAAAAGAAGUUUUUUUUUUGUUUUGUUUUAAUGAGAAGCUGGCCUGUAUCAUGGAAUUGUUUUUCGUUGAAUUGAAUAAAUCACAUUCUCAAGUAGAAUUCCACAAAACUGGGA
Molecule: messenger RNA, 1252 nt
Organism: Xiphophorus couchianus (Monterrey platyfish)
Lineage: Eukaryota; Metazoa; Chordata; Actinopteri; Cyprinodontiformes; Poeciliidae
Gene: nelfe
Product: negative elongation factor complex member E
Exons: 11
Coding region: 74-1141 (355 amino acids)
Biological process (GO): negative regulation of transcription elongation by RNA polymerase II
Cellular component (GO): NELF complex
Molecular function (GO): RNA binding
Source: RefSeq, a predicted model, not a curated record